Molecule: messenger RNA, 486 nt
Organism: Rangifer tarandus platyrhynchus (Svalbard reindeer)
Lineage: Eukaryota; Metazoa; Chordata; Mammalia; Artiodactyla; Cervidae
Source: the annotation of a GenBank genome assembly
AUGUGGCCCGAGUUCUGCAGAGCCGCGCAGGGUGGCCCACCCGAGCUCUCACGCCCACGACUGCUCCACGGAGAGAACACGGCCUUGAGCCCCGGCGGCCCCAUCUCGGCCCAGCGGCUGCGGGGCUGCGGGCGGCCGGAGCCUCUGACAGCCACGUGGGGAGGGUGUCCACCUUCGCCGCGAGACGCCAGCCGCCUUUCCAGGCCCUCACUCGCCGCGAUGACGGCCCAGAGUGGGGUCCCACACAUGUCAGCACAGGCGGUGCCCUCGCCGGGGUCUGGGAUGCCCCCCAUCCACUCAGGCCCUCCCUCUCUCUGUGAAUGCAAGCUCGCCUUUCAGACGCCAUGGCCAGGAUCAUACUACAUGCCGCCCAGCACUCCGCAGGGACUUCAGCCGUGGGGCAGGCCAGCGUCUCGUGAGCACCAGUGGGCUCAGAAUGAAAGAUGUGGAGGGGACAGGCUGGUCAUCUUCGCCUUCAGACGCUGA